UUGGAUACUUUUUGCUGCGAGUUACUUCCGCAUUUUAACAGGAGUUGGCGGAAGCGCCAGCUGUUUGAUACACGUCUCCCUCGGCUUCCAGACAUGGCGGUGUUCGACAACUGCUCGGUGCUGUUCGAGCUCAGAGGUUUGUCGUUCAAGGAGAAGAAGAAGGUGAAGUCAGCAGUCACAGGUCACGGAGGCAACCUUUCGUUUGUGGUCAACAAACAGUGCUCUUUGGUAGUGACAACCGAUGUAUCCAACCUAAGCUCCAACAGGCUGCGCAGCAUUCAGAAACACCGCACACCUGUGGUCGGGGUGGAUUAUGUGUACAGGUGUGUGGAGACAGGAGUUCUCCUGCAGGUAGAUGAAUACAAGCUGGACACGUCCUCUGCCUCAUCAGGUCCUCUUCAUCACCCCUCCUUCAAGACGGCUCCGCUGGCUUCACUCGCACCUCAGCAGAUAGGGUCAAAAGGCCGGGCCCAACCUGUGGAGCGUGUCAGUGGGACUCAGAGGGCAGAGAGUCCUGAGAGGAGUGGGAAUGUGCUGGACAGGUUCAGGAUUUAUAGAGAAACGGAUUCGGAUCUUCCAUCAGACCAAAGAGACUUUCAAGUGGCAAAGUAUUCAAUCUUUGAGAAGGUAAACAGCAGCAGUUGGUGUGUGCUGGAGCUGCAGAGCUUCAAAGGGGAGGAGGGGCGGCAGUACCGUGUGGUCAGAUACUGGAAGGAUGAUGUAGUGUGUGAGAAGAAGGCCGUGAGGGACAAGCUGGUGUUUGUGUCCACGUCAGAGGAAGCUCUGGAGGUGUUCCAGGCCCUGAGAGACAGCCUGGAGGCUUCAGGUCUCCGGAGGCAGAGCAGGUUUCCUCCUUCUGCCCGUGAGAUGGGCUCUGCGCCCCUGCAGCAGUUAAUCCGAGAUGUUCUGAAUGCAAGUGAGAUGACUCUGAGGAGCCCCGCCCCUUCCACUGUGGGGAAGUAUCGAGCUCUGAGGUGCAGCGUUGAGACGGUUCCCCCCGGUAGCUCCGAGUUUCGGGCGGUGACCGAUCUCCUGCAGGACAGCAGGCUGCAGAUCCAGCAGAUCGUGCGUGUCGGCCGAGGGGUGGAGCUUCAGACCUUUAAGAGCGAGCUGGGGAAUCUGGGGAAUGUUAAGCCACUCCUCCAUUCCUCCAGCCCCAACAACUUUGUGGGAAUCCUGUCUCGUGGGCUGCUGCUGCCCCGUGUGGGCGUCGACCACCACGGGAUAGAAAGAACCGACGUCGGCAAACUGGGCGGAGGAAUCUACUUCAGUGAUUCCCUGAGCACCAGUCUGAAAUACUCCAAGCCCGGCGUGACGGAUGGCUCCCGGCUGCUGUUGGUGUGUGACGUUGCGUUGGGACGUUGCAGGCAGGUCUACAGGACGGACGUCCUGCUGAAGCAGGCUCCCGAUGGAUACGACAGCGUGCGCGGAGUCCGCCGCACUCCAAACACCCCCUCUGAGUUUGAGGAUGACGAGUAUGUGGUUUACAGUCCUGAUCAGGUGAAACUCAAGUAUGUGGUUCAGUUCAGCAUCCAAGGAGACCAGCUGAAGGACUUCACUCCUGAUUUUGCACUUGUUUCUGUAGAGCUCAGUUUAGGCGACGAUAUGUUUGAAAGCAGUAAAAACCCCUUGGAAGAGGUGACCGCCGGACUGUUGGACAGCGCUGGUCAGCAGCUCCCUCUGCAGGCCGUUCAUGUGAAGUGUAAACUGAUGGAUCUGCUUUCGCAGGUCAUCAUCUUCCAGAAAUACACAAACCUGGGCUCAGUGCCCAUCGAGGCAAAGUAUGUUUUCCCUCUAGACGAUUCAGCUGCAGUGUGUGGCUUUGAAGCUUUCAUCAACGGGAAGCAUGUCGUGGGACAGGUGAAGGAGAAAGAAAAAGCUCGCAAGGAGUACAAACAGGCUAUUGAGCAAGGACAUGGAGCUUACCUCAUGGACCAGGAUGCACCUGAUGUGUUCACCAUCAGUGUGGGUAACCUGCCCCCUGGUGCAACCGUCCUCAUCAAAGUGACCUUCGUCUCCGAGCUGAUUGUCCGGGACGGCACGCUUCUCUUCUCCCUGCCCGGCAGCGUGGCUCCGUGGCAGGAGAGCGCAGCCCUCAACCAGACCACACAGGUCACUGUGGAGAAGGUGUGUGUGACCGAUGAAGCUGCAAGUGUCAGAGAGUUCACCUUGGACCUGUCAGCUGAAAUGCCCUACGAGAUCUCCAGCCUGCAAUGUAUCACUCACCAAAUCAAGAUGAAGGUCAUUUGGCUUUUUGUUUUACAUUUUAGUCACGAUAUUUAUCAGAGGCACCAUGGGGGGCGGGUGCACUGUGUGCCGGGCGGCGGAGCGGAGACCCUGGCGGGCCGAUCCCCAGCUACCAGACUUUUGGAAACACAGAUCCCAGGGGCUGUGUUGUCUGUGGGCUUCUGCCUCCUGGUAGGGUCACCCAUGGCAAAUUGGUCCUCGGCCUGCAUGCUGGUUUUCUAUCCAGACUUUGAGGUCAGCUCCAGUCCAGAUGCAGAUGAAGUCGUCCUGCUGUUGGACACGUCCGAGUCCAUGAAGGGAGAGUCUCUCCGCUCGGCCCGCAGAAUCGCCCUGCAGAUCCUCAAAAGCCUGGAUCGCAGCCUGAGACUCAAUGUCGUUUUGUUUGGAACAGAUCACACAGAAGCUUUCCUAACAGUGACGCCACUCGGUGAAGUUUAUGAAGAAGCCCAGAGAUUCAUCAAGCGCUCCGCUCCAUUAGGGGGAGGCACCGAGCUGUGGCGUCCCCUGCGAGCGCUCAGCCUGCUGCCUCCAUCGCGCGGCAUCAGGAACCUGCUGCUGCUGUCGGACGGCCACGUCCAGAACACCGAGCUCACCUUGAAGCUGCUCAGAGACGACGCUCGGCACAGUCGCCUCUUCACCUGUGGCCUCAGCACGACGGCCAACCAACACAUGCUGAGAGCCCUGGCUCAAGCAGGGGGCGGAGCCUAUGAGUUCUUCGACACAAAAACCAAACACAACUGGGCAGAGAAGGUGGCCUGUCAGCUGAAGCGUUUGGCAUCUCCUGGCUGCAGUUCAGUGUCUGUGAAGUGGCAGCAGUUCAGCCCAACAAGUCCACCCCUGCAGGCUCCCAAGCAGCUGCACGCUCUGUUCAAUGACUGUCACACUCUGGUUUAUGGCUUUGUGCCACACUGUACUCAGGUAAGCUGCUUCUCUGCUGAGCUGAACACAGCCCGGCUUUUCCUUCUUUUCUGUCUU
Molecule: messenger RNA, 3222 nt
Organism: Neolamprologus brichardi
Lineage: Eukaryota; Metazoa; Chordata; Actinopteri; Cichliformes; Cichlidae
Source: RefSeq, a predicted model, not a curated record